CCCCGUCUCUGCACAUUACGGACAGCAUAGAUAUGCUAUCUGUGACUGACAGAAAAUGACUGAAAACAUUGGGAGGAAGACUACUGCUAGAUUUUUUUUGUUUAAGUGCUUAUUUAGCACCGACGUUUUAAAAAGUACUCGAUAAUAGAAGAGCAUUUUAACUAUCAACACUGCCGCAUCGACAUAGUACUAUCCUCUCUAACUAUGCCAUUGCCUUCGUACCAAAAGUGCAUCUUCCCCGGAUGUCGAAAUGUGAGGUCCAGCUCGGUCGGCUUAUACAGAUUCCCCAAAAAUGAGGAGAUGAAGAACAGGUGGAUUGACUUUGUGAAAAGGCACCAUGAUGGAAAACUGCAGAUUUCUAACAGUAGUCGCCUCUGCAGUCUCCACUUCACUCCGGAAAGUUUUACUAAUCUCCAUCAAAGACAGCUGGGUUUCUCGGUUGAUCGCCUGUUGCUUGUUAGAGGUGCAGAACCGUCUAUCCCCCUCCCAGACCAUCACCCACCCCUCUCUGCAACACCUGGAGCCUUCGCAGACAGGGCCUGUCCAGCUGUGAGUCAGCAGCAGUUUCCUCCAACCACAAGAGAAAUCGGAUGCCAGUGUGAUGACACCCUUGAAUUUACCAGAGAAGUUAGGUGGCAGACUGAUCUCUCUAAAAGGAGAGAGGCCACACAGCUGUUUAGCACACUUGGAACAAGGAGGACUACAGCUUUGCCUUCGUACGAAAAGUGCAUCUUCCCUGGAUGUCGAAAUGUGAGGUCCAGCUCGGUCGGCCUAUAUAGAUUCCCCAAAAAUGAGGAGAUGAAGAACAAGUGGAUUGACUUUGUGAAAAGGCACCAUGAUGGACAACUGGUAAUAAAUAGCAGAAGCCGUCUCUGCAGUGACCACUUCACUCCGGAAAGUUUUUUUAACCUUCAACGGAGACAAAUAGGUUUCUCAGUUGAUCGUCUGUUGCUUGUUAAAGGUGCUGAACCAUCUGUAUCCCUACCUGAGCGCCAUCAGUCUCCUCCAACCACAAGGGAAAUAGGGUGCCAGUGUAAUGACACCCUUGAAUUUUACAGAGAAGUGAGGUGCCAGACUGACCCCUCUAUGGGCAAAAGGAGAGCAGCCACGCAACUGUCCAAGAGAAAACUUUGGAAAAGUAGGACUACAGGCUGUCAAGCCACUGUAUCAACCAGGAGCGUUGCUGUGGGGAACAAUGAACCCCUAGUUCUGCAGUUCUACACCUUCACUUUGCUUAAGCAGAAAACAGUAUCAUCUGACAGCCCACCAACAAAGCACCCCCUCCUACAUUUUCCCUCUGCACAGGAAUGUGAUGUCAGUUCCACCUUGGCAGAUCCUGAUCGCACCACCAGCACCGGCAUUUCUGAUUUGGUUGGCACCACCACUGAACAAGCACCAACAAAGCCUGUCCAGGACAUGGAGAGGUUGUUGGUUUAUGAGGACUGCCUACUGGAGCUUUUCAAAGUCUGCCCCAUCUGUUCCAGACUCUGCCAGGUUGACACUUUAGCUACAGGUACACUCCUUUCUGUUACACAGAAGUGCCUCCACCAGAGUUGCUCAUACUCUCGACAAUGGAAGAGUCAGUGAGAGUCAAUUGGAUUGGACUGUGAUGCCACAGUGUCUUGGAUGGGUUUUUCAGGCACAAUUCCCUCAGAUUUAAUAGUGUACAGAAGUUCAAACUGUACCUCAGAGAAAACUUCAGCAGCGGCUUUAUUGACUGUGAGGGGGGAACAGUUACAUAUUUUCAGUGACUCCUCUGGGUACGGCUUUUUGAUCAUUUGAAUCAACUGGAUAAUUCCUUAUUUUUAAUUAUAAUCUGCAGGAUGAAAAAGAAAUUCUUAGGACAAAGUCAUUCCAGGAUUGUGCUGAUUCUGUUUACUCGAUUCAUGUCUGUUACCUGUUAAACGUGCUGCUGCACAUCUUGGUAGGGACUUUGUAAAUAGGUUCCUAAUAAAAGGUUACUAGAUAUGUUGUCUUUGUGCUUUUUGUAAUUAAAUAUGAGGUUUCAACAUUUUGCAAUUCACUGCUCUGGUGUUUAUGGCUGUAAAUUCAAGCAUGUCAUUUAAAUGUAUUUAUCAGUGAUAAAAUUCAGCAACAGAAAAUGUGUGACUUUUAUUUAAAGCUUACUCUUGGCAGAAUGCUUUGCAUGUUCAAACUUGCUAACUUCAUGACAAACCUGACACAGACAGCAGCAGGAAAAGAGUGGGAGUUCUGCCAGGAUAAAGCACGACACGAACUGCCUCAGAAAAAUACCUGCUGACUUUUCCCAUGCAUGCAGAGGUGACGUUUGGUGGAUAAAUGUGAAAGGGGAGGAAGAAUAGAUUCUGAGGCCACUCCUCUUUUUUAUGUCUCUUAUAACGUCUUCCUCGCCUCAUCUUUUCUCUUCCUCCACCAUGGCGUUCACUGGGAAAUAUGAGCUGGAGAGUCAAGAGAACUACGAGGAGUUUCUUGAAAUUAUUGCAAAGCGCCAAGACUGACCACAAGGUGAUCACAGAGGUGGUUCAGGAUGGGAAUGACUUCUCCUGGACUCAGAGUAUUCCUGGCUGGUCCUGGACCAACAAGUUCACCGCAGGUCAGGAGUGUGAGCUGAUGACAAUGAAGG
Messenger RNA from Cheilinus undulatus (humphead wrasse), 2602 nucleotides. RefSeq names its product gastrotropin-like. Gene Ontology annotation, biological process: fatty acid transport. The coding region runs from base 205 to 1587 and encodes 460 amino acids. Gene Ontology annotation, molecular function: fatty acid binding; sequence-specific DNA binding. The transcript is spliced from 7 exons. Lineage: Eukaryota; Metazoa; Chordata; Actinopteri; Labriformes; Labridae. The record is from RefSeq and is a predicted model, not a curated record. Gene Ontology annotation, cellular component: nucleus; cytosol.